Messenger RNA from Haliotis rubra (blacklip abalone), 7654 nucleotides. RefSeq names its product macrophage mannose receptor 1-like. Bases 62 to 6313 code for a protein of 2083 amino acids. The record is from RefSeq and is a predicted model, not a curated record. The transcript is spliced from 47 exons. Gene Ontology annotation, molecular function: signaling receptor activity. Lineage: Eukaryota; Metazoa; Mollusca; Gastropoda; Lepetellida; Haliotidae.
UACCAUUGUGACAACAGUUGGAUAUAUACACAUACGGCGUCACUACGAAGUCGAAUGCGAUAUGGCUUCGAGUCGGGUGACUUUCGGUGGUGUUGUUCUGUUAAUGGCAUUGGCGCAAGUUCACUGCCAGAACUGCCCGUAUGGCUGGUACACGCAGUCCCAGUGGUGCUACCUCUUCUCGCAGAACUCCGCUACUAAGACAUAUGAGAACGCCAGACUGAAAUGCCAGGCUCUCGGAGGAGACCUUGUCAAAGUCACCAGCAAAGCGCAAUGGAGCUUCUUGAACAGAACCUUACACACGCUGACUACCAGGAGCCACGGUCACUACACUCACUGGUGGAUAGGACUGAAGAGAAACGGCAAUACCAACACGUGGUCUUGGGCUGAUGGCAGCAGUUCAAAUAUGGGUCUCUUGCAGUGGUCCAGUGCCACCAAAACAAACGACAUGACAAAGUCGUGUGUCAAUAUUCACAACUACCAGAUGGAGGUUAGCUCAUGUACCAGGGAUGCCUACCAAUCCAUAUGUCAACGCCAAAGAGGAUUGCCCCUGAAGUGCGAUACUGACCAUGGCUGGGUAAGCUUCAAUGGCAUGUGCUACAAGUAUUUCAACUCUCAGCGCACAUGGAACGACGCCAGCUCCUCGUGCGAUCAUUCCGGCGCCACCUUGCCUAUAAUAAAUGAUCUGACAACACAGACUUUUAACGCUCAGUUUGCUCGAGAAGCUCAUGGCAACUUAUGGACAGGAUUGAGGUCGGUUAGUCAGGGCAACAGUUACGCCUGGACGUGGCAAGAUGGAUCGUUGCUGGCUGGCAACCCCUACUGGAGACCUUCUCAACCACCAUCCAAAUUCAAUGCGAACAAUACAUGCGUGGAACUUUCCAACAACGCCGCACCUUCAACGUGGGUGGCUGUUUCCUGUAGCUCCAAGAAUAAAUACUACUGUGUUAGACCGGAAGGUACAUGUGCGGACGGCUGGCUGGAGUAUGGUCCAGAAUGCUACCUGUUCAAUCCCCGCUACUCUCUGUCCUGGCCGGCAGCACUCAGCUACUGCAAGGGACUCGGGGGGAACCUGGCCUCCUUACAAACCAAAAAUAUUCAGGCCUUCAUUAACCAGUAUCUUUCAACCCAAAAUGCAGUGGGAGUCACGGAGUUGUGGAUUGGUUUGACUGACAAUAACAAAGAUGCUGGACCUUGGACUUUUUCAAACGGAGCGGCAAUAGGUACGACUUCCUUCAAGAACUGGAACAGUGCCAAGCCUUCCAACAGUAAAGGACACCAGGAUUGUGGCUACAUCGUCACAAGCGACAGAAAUGGAAAAUGGCACGUGUCGUCGGACUGUGCUCACGUGAGAUCCUUCAUCUGUCAGAUACCAACUAAUAAACAAGUGAAGCAAAUUACACAUCCGCCAAAUUCGUUCAGCUGCCCCAAGGGCUGGGUGAACCAUCGCCAGUAUUGCUACUUCUUCAACGAGCAGGAUAAGUCAUAUCCCUUAGCCUCAGACUGGUGUGUCAGCAAGUCUGGUCAGAGCAACUGCCAACUCGUCAAGAUUCCUGACGACGACACCCAAGGCUUUAUCUCGAGUAAGGUACAGCAUCACGGAGACUACUGGAUCGGACUGAACGACCAGACAAAUGAGGGAAAGUGGACAUGGCCGGGGGAAACCACCAACGCUACAUACACACAGUGGAUAAAGGGUCAACCGGACAACAAGCAGAACGGCAACGAGAACUGUGUUGUCAUGUACGCUACCAAGACACCCGAACAGAAUGGUCUUUGGCAUGACUUUAGCUGCGACGCCAGGUUCAACUUUAUAUGUCGGUUUAAAGCAGUAAAUGCCUACGUGUCUCCGCCUCCGACAACACCAAAACCAUGGACAACAAAGUGCGGUGCCUUCUGGGAAUCUGACCCCACGACGCCUUACUGCUACCAGUUCAGUGAUCAACAACUCACGUGGUACGACGCCGACACUACGUGCAAGGCACAUGGUGGACGCUUGGCUACCGUCGAGUCGAGCGAGGAGUCCGCCUUUAUUACAGGGAGAAUCAGAGGAAAGCUGUCUGCAGAUUACUGGAUAGGGGCCAAUGACCUUGGUACCGAGGGCGGCUGGAGAUGGGCAGAUAACAAACCAUUUGGCUAUCUCAACUGGAAUGCAGGAGAACCCAACGACUACGCCAACAACGAGGACUGUGCCGCCGUGCUGUCCAGCACUGGCCGCUGGCACGACACCGUCUGCAACGAGAGAAGAGGGUAUAUUUGUAAAAAGUCAGUGUAUUACCAGUGCGACAUCGGAUGGCUGGGGUUUGAAAACAGCUGUUACAACUUUAACAAGGGUAAAACCACCUGGCAGGGAGCACGGGCUUGGUGCAAGAAGCAGCAUGGAGACCUUCUCAGGGUCUCGAACACAGACAUACUUGGUUUUGCUAAAGAUCACAUCGACACCUCCGGAAACUGGUGGAUUGGUUUAAACGACAUAAAACACGAGGGCGGAUUUGUAUGGCUUGAUGACACGUCUCCUAGUGGAGUCAUCCAGUGGAAACCAGGCGAGCCAAACCAGGACGGCAACGAGGACUGUGUCGGAAUGUCGAUGACGUUUGGAUCACAGCUGUACGGCAAAUACAACGACUUCGUUUGCAGCUCGAAAUUGAACUUCAUCUGCGCCAAACCCGGGAAUAAAGUUGGAGCUACCUCUCUACCCCAGACAACCUCGCCAAAGUCUGUUCCAGCUGGCUACACAUACCAAUGUCCCCAGAACUGGCGUAAUUACCGCGGAUCCUGCUACUAUUUCGCCUGGAACACUGGUUCAUGGGACAACUCCAUCCAACAGUGCGCGUACCAGGGAGCCAAACUCGCUAGCACCAUCGACGAUGGAGAAAAUAAGUUCGUCUACUCCAUGAUCCCGAAAAGUUUAGCCAAACACGGCCAUUUCGUAUGGAUAGGCCUGAAUGAUAAAGUUUUAGAGAUGAAGUUCGCUUGGCAGGACGGCCAGCCCGUGUCGUACACCCACUGGGCCAAGAACGAACCCAACAACUGGAUGGGGCAUGACGAGGACUGUGUUGCUAUGUCGGCGGACUAUCCCGCUUGGCAAGACCGCGUGUGCGAAGACAAACUGAGCGGGGCCGUGUGCAAGAAACCGAUGACCAUUAUAUCCAACUCCAAGCUGGAACUCGGCAACGGUUGCCAAGGAUCCUAUCCCGCUUGGCAAGACCGCGUGUGCGAAGACAAACUGAGCGGGGCCGUGUGCAAGAAACCGAUGACCAUUAUAUCCAACUCCAAGCUGGAACUCGGCAACGGUUGCCAAGGAUCCCAACUCGGCCUCCACGCGACCUGCUAUGACUUCAAGUGGGUACCGAAAUCGUGGCGGGAUGCAGAGAAGGAUUGCAUAGCUAACAAAGGUCACCUCGCCACCAUCACUGGCAGUCAUGUUCAAGCCUUUCUGGGCGCCGAGAUGCUGGUCAAGCCGUCAGCGUUCUGGGUGGGAUUGAGCGACAUUGACAACCCUGGGACGUACCAAUGGUCAAGCGGUCAGGCCCUUGAUUUUACAGCUUGGUACGAGACUCACACUGGCAACGAGAGAAAAACGUGCGUUGGUAUCCGAUCUGGCCACCCUGCCGGACUGUGGGAAAACCACAACUGUACCGACCACCGACCAUACAUCUGCGAGUACCCCCGGACAGGCUACACCACCGCCCUGACCCCGCCUCCAACCACGCCCAGUCCCCUACCGUGUCCCAAGUCCUGGCAUGGCUACAAUGAUAUGUGCUAUAGGUACUUCGGAGGAAAGGCGUACACGCUGAAAACGUGGACGGAGGCGAGGGACCUUUGUCGCGGGUUGGGCGGCGAUCUCGUCAGCAUCUCCAACUCCACCCUCGAGAGUUUUUUCCACAAAAUAGUAUGGAACGGAACUUGGUCUUUCUGGAUAGGGCUGAACGAUCGGGAUAUAGAGGAUGGGUACCAGUGGACGGACGAAUCUCCAUUCGGCUACAGCAACUGGGCUAAAGGGGAACCCAACAACUUGAACGCCCAAGAGGACUGCGUCGAAUACAACUUCGUCUCCGACUCCUGGAACGACUUCUACUGCUACACAGCGAAACACUUCAUGUGUCAGAUCCAGAGAGGUAUCCAGAUAACUACGACACCGACACCACCGGCAGCGUCGACAUCGACCCUGUGUAAAGGCAAUGGUACCUGGUAUUACUACAACAAACACUGUUACAUGUUGAGUCCACAAAACGGGUCGGACGCCCACAAGUCGUGGUUCGAAUCCCAGAGGUACUGUAUGGCUGCUGGGGGCGACCUAGCCAGCAUACACAGCCCUGAAGACAACGCCUUCUUAACAGCCCUGACAGCCAGAACAUUCCAUAGGCUGCAGUAUUGGAUCGGUUUCAACAACCUGGAUAUGUCUGGCUACCAGUGGUCUGACGGCAGCCCUGUCCAGUUCCUGGAUUGGCAGGUUCAUCAGCCGAAUGAUGGACUCGGCGAGAAAAGAUGUGUCGACCUCGACAACCACUUUGGCACGUGGUACGACCAGAACUGCAAUGACAUCAUGGGGUUCAUAUGUCAGAAGUUACCAUGGAAGACAGCUCCCGUGACUCCAGUCCCCACGGCGGUAGUACAGGGGGGAUGUCCCCCUGGUUUCAGCACCUUCUCCAGAUCCAACCGAUGCUACAUGGUGGGGGGUACGGCAAAGGCACAGAACCUCAACUGGACGAACGCUAACGCUAUGUGCCAGACAAAGGCUACUGGAGCAACGCUGGCCAUAGUGUCAUCGAAUCUGGAAAAUAAGUUCCUGACAACACUGUUACGGGGUGUUUCCGGCCAGGUAUGGAUCGGCCUUAUGGAUAGGACGACGAACGGCCGUUACAUGUGGGUGGACAGCUCAGAGGUAGCGUUCACACACUGGGCGCCCGGCCAGCCAGAUGAAGAUAUCACUGACGAUAAGAUAGAACAUAGAAGGGACUGUGUGAUGGUGUGGACCCUGCCGACUGGGAAGUUCCAGGCCGGAGGUUGGGACGACUACUUCUGUGAUGCCACGAGGGCAUAUGCCUGCAGUGUAUCCAAAAUAACAUCGUAUCCCAGCCCCAGCCAGAGCACUGCGGGAUGCAGCAACGGCUACAUCAACUACGGAAAAAGCUGCUACAAGGGCUACACCACCCUCAAACAGUGGUCGGACGCUCAGUUUGCGUGCGGUGCUGAUGGAGGAAACCUUGUCUCCAUCAAUGAUGCUUUUGAGGCGUCCUUCGUUGACCUGAUAGUCGCAGGCCAAGGCAUGUCUUGGAUAGGAUUAAAUAAUCUCGAUGACAACGGUCACUUCACCUGGACGGACAAGUACCCCGUCAAGAUGACCAGGUGGGCGUGGAAGGAACCUUCCACAGGACCAGGGGAAGGUUGUGUUGUGGAGAAAUGGAACUUCAUGUGGAACAAUACCAAUUGUACCAGCAGCCACAAAUACAUCUGCGAGAUACACUUGGACGGCGGCCCGGUCACUACAACGCCGGCCCAGGGACACUGCCCGGACUCUACCUGGUUAGCAGGGGCAGACUACUGCUACAAGGUGAUGACCAACCUGACCAAGUCCUGGCCUGAGUCCCGGUUCCUGUGUCAGAGGAUGAGGGCAGAGCUGGCCAGCAUCAGCAGCCAGGCAGUGAUGAAUGAGGUGGCUGGCAUCGCGGGCCAAGCCCCCACAGAUAUAUGGAUAGGACUAUCCAAAACGGAAGAUGGGGGCUUCGUUUGGACGGACAGGAGCCCCGUCAACUACCUACACUGGGCCCACAACGAGCCAUCAGACACCGACAGUGAAUGGCAUCAAGACUGUGUCGUCAUGAUGGCGUCGGGAGGCUGGAUGUGGAACGACAUCGACUGCAUGACUCAGGCCGGGUACAUGUGCAAAAUACCGAAAAGUACAACGACUGUGAGUCAAGGUCAAGGAGCCGUAACUCAAAAUCCAAACACACCUUAUCACGGUGGACAGACUCCAUUCCAUCCAAAUACACCAUUCAACCCAGCCGGCAACCCUGGCGUCAGCACCUUUCAACCAUCGUACACAGGAAAUGGGGGCCCUCAUACCUCCAGGGUGAACCAGAACGGAGGCAGCAGUAGCCCCAGCAGCGGUGGAAUGACAGGGGGCGCCAUAGCGGGGAUCCUCAUCGGGUUCAUCGCACUCCUCGUCCUCGUUGUCAUCGCGUUCUUUGUAGUGAGAAGAAAAUACAAAUUUCUGCCCAAUUUGCCAAAUCUGGGUUUUGAAAAUGCCCUGUACAACAAAGACAAGGAAUCAGUUUCAAUGUCCACUGACAAUGAGUACACGGCUGACUGUUGAGAACCAUCUGUGAACGGUGUUGAUAGACGUGUUCCUAGUUUAAUAGGAAGGAAGUUCGGGUGUAAAAUGUCAGCCUGGUUCCCGGGGUCUGCCGCGCAACGCUUCAACUCGCAGUGCUGAAGCCUAGCGCAGCAGACCCCGGGAACCAGGCUGAAUAAAAUGUGAGAUGAUAGAUCACCACGCUGCCUUAUUAUGCCGCAUCAGCGAUGCGAUAUCACUUCAGCUUUGCUUCAUUUACACUGCAGGACAAAAGAAACUAUACACCCAUGUUUAAGUGAGUGAGUGAGUUUAGUUUUACGCCGCGUUUAGCAAUAUUCCAGUAAUAUCACGGCGGGGGUCAUCAGAAAUGGGCUUCACACAUUGUACCCAUGUGGGGAAUCGAACCCGGGUCAUCGGCGUGACGAACUAACGCUUUAACCAUUAGGCUACCCCACCGGCCUAUGUUUGACGGUUGCUGAAGAACAUAAAAACAUGGAGGGAGGUGUCAUAGUUUGUUUGGGAGACUGUUUUCACACAAGUAACGCUUUUAACGAUUGUAACUUUGCACGACACUGUAGUUCAAAACGUCAAAAACGUGUUUGUGGACAGAGGAUGACGUAUUUCGGACAAGGGUUUAACGAGAACUUCAAGAAAAUAUUAUCGUCACUCCAGACAGACUCCUGUAUCUUUCUUCAGAACUUUUAACGUUUGUUGUCAGCGGUAAUGGCACAAUGGGGUUUACGGGCGCUUCUAACGAUUACUUAGAUACCAAUGCAGAACUUUAAAAUAUUGUCGUAUUCUGUUGGCAGUUAGAUAGAGGAAAUUUACAAUUGCCUUUAGCAAUUACCAUAGGCACACUGAGUUAUUCCAUUUGUCAUAACAAAAGACUGCAGUUUGGUGUUAGGUUAUUGCUGAAAGGGAUUUAACGAGCGCUUCGAACUAUUUUUGUCAUUUGUCUCCAUAUUAUACUACGACCAAGUGUCUUUAAAUAUAUACUGAGAGAAACAAAUAAAGGAAAAUUCAAGCGUUCCUUUAAUAUUUUCCAGUUUUCAUCACCAGCUUUGAAUAGGCUGUGGGGAAAAAUCUGAGAAUAAAUAAAGGAACACUGCCUUGAAGUGGUGUUCCCUUAUUUGUUUCCCUCAGUAUAUAUGCUUUUGACCGAAUAAUCAUCGCAAUGACUCGGUGUACUGUACUGUUACCUCAUUUGUACCUAUAAUUCACCAUGACAUUUUGCUAUGUUGCUAUCAGGAGCUUGGUUGAUGUUAUAAGCAUAUGUUAUAGUUUGAUUGAACUAUUUCAUCAUAUUGGAUAUUUACAUUUCAGAAUGUAUAUUAUGUAAAUAAACAUUUACAAUUAUUUAAA